AAUAUCUCUGGAAAAUUCAGUUCCUUUUAAAGAAAACCGGUGAUCUCAUUGGAUCUUCCCGGUCCAGUUUUCAAUCGCUGCCGGUAACCCAUUCCCCUAUUUCUCCCGCCGCCGGCUACCGCCUUUUCCCGCACUGGUCCGCCUUCUUCCGACAGUUCUAAUUUCCCGACUAUUGCCAAUCGAGAAGAGAACUUUUCCAGAAAGUUCCAGGGUUUGAUAAAACCAGCUGCAAUUCAAAAGACCAUUGUAAGGAUGAUGAGGAAGUCGGGAUAUGGGUUACAACUAAGAGUUCCACCAUCACAGCAGAAGAAGAAACCGGGGGGCUCCACAAGGCCUCCGCUUCCUACAGCAGCACUUGGUUUCGGAGAUGAUGAUGAUGACGUGGAAAAAGAAAUUUCUCGCCAUGCCUCCAAGAAUAAGGCUCUCAAAGAUAUUGAAGAACAGCAUAAGAAGGCAUUAGAAGAGGACCCUUCAGUAUUUGAUUAUGAUGGCGUAUAUGAUGAUAUGAAAAUGAAGGCUGUCCAACCUCGAGCUCAGGAUCGCGAGGAGAGGAGGCCAAAAUAUAUCCAGAUGCUAAUGGAGAAGGCAAAAGUAAGAGAAAGGGAGCAUGAGAUCAUUUAUGAGAGGAAAAUUGCAAAAGAGAGGAGUAAAGAUGAUCAUCUCUUUGCAGACAAGGACAAGUUUGUAACUGCUGCUUACAAGAGGAAACUUCAAGAGCAGGCUAAGUGGUUGGAGGAAGAGCGUCUUCGUGAACUGCGAGAAGAGAGAGAUGAUGUUACAAAGAAAGCUGACAUCAGUGACUUUUACUUCAAUCUUCAAAAAAAUGUUGCCUUUGGAGGAGAGGGCAAGUCCAAGAAGGCUGAGAAUCAUCAUGAACAGGAAGCAGUUCGGCCAGAGGAAAAGCCUUCGUCAUCAGCAAAUGCACAUUCAGACAUGUCUGGAGAGAUAAAGAGGCAAGAUCAUGAAGCUUCCGCUUCUCCUCCUCGUAAAGAAAGGACUGAUCGGGCGGAUAUCAAGCCUCAUUCAGAUGGUUUGUCUGAAGAGGGGGCUGUAAAACCCGCUUCAGACAAUGGACUAACUGCUGUCACUGAAUCUGCUGCGAGUGAUCAACCAAAAGUUGACCAUCAUAAAAGAAAUCAGGAUGCUGUCUCUGCAGCUAAGGAACGCUAUUUGGCAAGGAAGAGGGCCAAGCAACAAUAGAUUAGUGAAAAAGGGAAUGAACGACCUUUCGAUCAUGUAACAAUAAGUGCUUGAACUGUACAGCGGCCAAAUGAUGGUAUAUCCACAUCAGGCGCAUUUCCUCUCUGGAUGAAGUUUUGCUAGAAGAGUCAAAGGGCUGGAUUGUCCCUAUGAUGUGAGAACUACAUUCUUACAGUGUACGGCUUUUAGUUGAAUAUAGUAAUCUCAAAUUGCACUACGUAGAAUCAAAGUAGAGAUAAUAGGAACCUUAUCCUUGUAAAUAGCAGUAAAUUAGUUGUGUCCAAUUCUGGUGGUACUUGAUGGCGAGAGAUCCCUAUGUUCCAAAAGACACCCAUGUGCCACCCUCCAACAAGGGUCUUGUGCUCUUGGUCUGUCACGGGCAUGUGGAUCUAUCUCAUAGUUGUCUUAUUAUCGAAUGGCAGCUUGUCUGUUACUGCCAAAGAAAACAGGGAGUGACGGCUCUAUGUUUAUCCUAU
Nicotiana attenuata is the source of this 1676-nucleotide messenger RNA. Its product is annotated as nuclear speckle splicing regulatory protein 1-like. Lineage: Eukaryota; Viridiplantae; Streptophyta; Magnoliopsida; Solanales; Solanaceae. The coding region runs from base 253 to 1200 and encodes 315 amino acids. The transcript has 6 exons. Gene Ontology annotation, biological process: regulation of alternative mRNA splicing, via spliceosome. The record is from RefSeq and is a predicted model, not a curated record.